This is a messenger RNA of Chroicocephalus ridibundus (black-headed gull), 2948 nucleotides long. RefSeq names its product DEAD-box helicase 23 (gene DDX23). The transcript has 17 exons. The record is from RefSeq and is a predicted model, not a curated record. Gene Ontology annotation, cellular component: catalytic step 2 spliceosome. The coding region runs from base 128 to 2587 and encodes 819 amino acids. Lineage: Eukaryota; Metazoa; Chordata; Aves; Charadriiformes; Laridae. Gene Ontology annotation, molecular function: ATP binding; RNA binding; RNA helicase activity. Gene Ontology annotation, biological process: mRNA splicing, via spliceosome.
GGGGGCUGCCGGGAGUUGUAGUCCCGGCCCGGCGGAGGCCUCGCCUUCCCGGCGUCCCCCGCGGCGCCCGACGGUCAUGGCGGCGGCGGGGCGGCGCUGAGGCCUGGGCCUGCAGGCGGCGGCGGCGAUGGCUGGGGAACUGGCAGACAAGAAGGACCGGGACGCAUCCCCUGCCAAAGAGGAGAGGAAGCGCUCCCGCUCCCCGGACAGGGACCGGGAACGCGACCGGGACCGUGACCGGGACCGCAAGGCUUCCCCCUCCAAGGACAGGAAGCGGCACCGGUCCCGGGACAGGAGACGAGGCAGCCGGUCGCGGUCCCGCUCCCGGUCCAAGUCGACAGAGAGGGACCGCCGGCACAAAGAGCGUGACCGGGACCGGAACAAGAAGGACCGGGACCGGGAGAAGGAUGGGCACCGGCGAGACAAGGACAGGAAGCGAUCGAGUUUGUCCCCGACCAGGGGGAAGGACUCAAAGUCCCGGAAGGAGCGGGACUCGCGGAAAGCAGAGGAGGAGGAGGAGAAUGCCCUGAAGAAGGAGAAGGCCCAGCCGCUGUCCUUGGAGGAGCUGCUGGCUAAGAAGAAGGCUGAGGAGGAGGCAGAAGCCAAGCCCAAGUUCCUGUCCAAGGCGGAGCGGGAGGCCGAAGCCCUGCGACGGCGGCAGCAGGAGGUGGAGGAGCGGCAGCGGCUGCUGGAGGAGGAGAGGAAGAAGAGGAAGCAGUUCCAGGAGAUGGGGAGGAAGAUGCUAGACCCCCAGGAGCGUGAGCGCAGGGAGCGCCGCGAGCGCAUGGAGCGGGAGACCAACGGCACGGAGGACGAGGAGGGGAGGCAGAAGAUUCGGGAGGAGAAAGACAAAAGCAAAGAGCUCCACGCCAUCAAGGAGCGUUACCUGGGAGGAGUGAAGAAGCGGAGACGCACGCGGCACCUUAACGACCGCAAAUUCGUCUUCGAGUGGGACGCGUCGGAAGACACAUCUAUUGAUUACAACCCCUUGUACAAGGAGCGGCACCAAGUGCAGCUGCUGGGCCGGGGCUUCAUCGCGGGGAUUGACCUGAAGCAGCAGAAACGGGAACAGUCACGUUUCUAUGGGGAUCUAAUGGAGAAGAGGCGGACACUGGAGGAGAAGGAGCAGGAGGAGGCUCGGCUGCGGAAGCUGCGGAAGAAGGAGGCCAAGCAGCGCUGGGACGACCGGCACUGGUCCCAGAAGAAGCUGGAUGAGAUGACGGACAGAGACUGGCGCAUUUUCCGCGAGGACUACAGCAUCACCACCAAGGGCGGCAAGAUUCCCAACCCCAUCCGCUCCUGGAAGGAUUCCUCCCUGCCCCCCCACAUCCUGGAGGUCAUCGACAAGUGCGGCUACAAGGAGCCCACCCCCAUCCAGCGCCAGGCGAUCCCCAUCGGCUUGCAGAACCGCGACAUCAUCGGCGUGGCCGAGACCGGCAGCGGCAAAACGGCGGCUUUCCUCAUCCCGCUGCUGGUGUGGAUCACCACCCUGCCCAAGAUCGAUCGGAUUGAGGAAUCGGACCAGGGUCCCUACGCCAUCAUCCUGGCCCCGACCCGAGAGCUGGCCCAGCAGAUUGAGGAGGAAACCAUCAAAUUUGGGAAGCCUCUGGGCAUCCGCACAGUGGCUGUGAUCGGAGGCAUCUCCCGCGAGGACCAAGGCUUCCGCCUUCGCAUGGGCUGUGAGAUUGUCAUCGCCACGCCAGGGCGUCUCAUCGACGUGCUGGAGAACCGGUACCUGGUGUUGAGCCGCUGCACUUACGUGGUGCUGGAUGAGGCAGAUCGUAUGAUUGACAUGGGCUUCGAGCCCGAUGUGCAGAAGAUCCUGGAGCACAUGCCCGUCACCAACCAAAAACCUGACACUGACGAGGCUGAGGACCCUGAGAAGAUGUUGGCCAACUUUGAGUCGGGGAAACACAAGUACAGACAGACCGUCAUGUUCACAGCCACCAUGCCGCCAGCGGUGGAGCGCCUGGCCCGCAGCUACCUCCGUCGUCCGGCUGUGGUCUACAUCGGCUCUGCUGGCAAACCCCACGAGCGGGUGGAGCAGAAGGUCUUCCUCAUGUCGGAGUCAGAGAAGAGGAAGAAGCUGUUAGCCAUUCUGGAACAGGGCUUCGACCCACCCAUCAUCAUCUUCGUCAACCAGAAGAAGGGCUGCGACGUGCUGGCCAAGUCCCUGGAGAAGAUGGGGUACAACGCUUGCACCCUGCACGGCGGCAAAGGCCAGGAGCAGCGAGAGUUUGCCCUCUCCAACUUAAAGGCCGGGGCCAAGGACAUUCUGGUGGCCACGGACGUGGCCGGCCGCGGUAUCGACAUCCACGACGUCUCCAUGGUCGUCAACUACGACAUGGCCAAGAAUAUCGAGGAUUACAUCCACCGCAUCGGGCGGACGGGCCGAGCGGGGAAGAGCGGCGUCGCCAUCACCUUCCUCACCAAGGAGGACUCCACCGUCUUCUACGACCUGAAGCAGGCCAUCCUGGAGAGCCCCGUCUCCUCCUGCCCUCCCGAGCUGGCCAACCACCCCGAUGCCCAGCACAAGCCCGGCACCAUCCUCACCAAGAAGCGGCGGGAGGAGACCAUCUUCGCCUGAGUCCCUGGGGCCGCUGUCGCCCUCUCAGUCACCCCUUUGGGGACGACGGGACCAGCGGGGCUGGGGCCUGCCGGGACUUUUCUGGCCUCUCUUUUCCCAGAGCCCCAGGCCCCUGCGCAGCCAGGACUGCCAACGACAGCCGCUGGGGCUGGGACUGUCCCAAAACGUCCCCCCUCUUCUCCCAGUCCCCCUCCCCACCUUCCCCACGGACCGCUGGAGCUGCUGAAGGCUGUUUGGGGGCAGGUUCUUCCCUGCCCGUGAGGUGCCAGGGCCGGGGCAGGGCCGGCGCUGGGCUGGUGCAGGUUUUUAGGCAGGGCUGUCCCAGGAGCCGCGUUCACUUCAUCCCUUUUCUAGCUAAAAC